Euleptes europaea (tarantolino) is the source of this 722-nucleotide messenger RNA. It is a transcript of the gene TSPAN1, whose product is annotated as tetraspanin 1. NCBI's taxonomy places the organism in Eukaryota, Metazoa, Chordata, Lepidosauria, Squamata, Sphaerodactylidae. Bases 9 to 722 code for a protein of 237 amino acids. Gene Ontology annotation, cellular component: membrane. The record is from RefSeq and is a predicted model, not a curated record. The transcript is spliced from 7 exons.
AUACCAAUAUGAGUUGCUUCAGUUUUUUGAAGGUCAUGAUGGUUUUAUUUAACCUGGCUAUUGCUCUUGGUGGAGCAGCGCUCCUGGGCAUUGGCAUCUGGGUCAGCGUUGACAGCAACUCUUUUAUCAACCUGUUUGGCCCGCUGUCGUCCAAUGUUUUACAAUUUGUGAAUGUGGGCUACCUCCUCAUCGCCAUUGGAGCCGUCCUGUUUUUUCUGGGUUUCCUAGGAUGCUGUGGAGCUCAGAAAGAGAGCAAAUGCCUUCUGAUCACGUUCUUCUCCAUUGUCCUGAUCAUCUUCAUCAUUGAAGUUGCUGCUGCAGUGGUGGCCCUGGUCUACACAUCUGUUGCAGAGACUAUAUUGGAAGGAACAGUAACAAAAGUACUGAAAAAUGACUAUGGGCAGAAUAAAGACGUGACAGCAGUCUGGAAUAAAACAAUGAGUGAACUGAAAUGCUGUGGCUUAAUGAACUACACAGAUUUCAAUGACUCCUACUACCUUAGCCAGCAUAGAGAAUAUCCACCGUUCUGCUGUGAAGGCAACACGACCUGCACUAUGCAAUUGGCUGAGAGGGACAAUAUAACAGGAUGCUUUCCUAAGUUGCUGUCUGAAAUACGUUCAAAUGCUGGUGUAGUGGGAGGAGUAGCAGCCGGAAUCUGUGUGCUGGAGAUUGCAGCAAUGACAGUAGCAAUGUACCUGUAUUGUCGCCUAGAUGAGAAAUGA